Molecule: messenger RNA, 3468 nt
Organism: Odocoileus virginianus texanus
Lineage: Eukaryota; Metazoa; Chordata; Mammalia; Artiodactyla; Cervidae
Source: RefSeq, a predicted model, not a curated record
AUGCCAGGCUUCCCUGUCCUUUACUAUCUCCCAGAGUUUGCUCAAAUUCAUGUCCAUUGAAUUGCUGAACAGGCCUCUGAUUUGUUCUAAGUGUCUCCACUUGCCCAUUUUCUUGCCCAUGGACUUAGCCCUGGUUCACUGUGGAGACAGACCCCUGGGAAAAAGGAAUAUAAGAAUUCCUGGUCCAUCAUGCACUGGUCUAAUCCGUGAGCUUGUCUCUGGUUUCCUAUCUUUCUGCCCUAUUAUUCUGGCUCCUAGUUUCAUCCCGGACUUAAGCUGUGUCCAUGAUAGCACAGGUCGCUGAAAGCAAUUUUCUUCCCCUGAUAAUUUCUCAUUGUCCUGCCCUAGCACACCUGUGAAUUUCCUCUGGACUUGAUUUUCAGCCCUGGUAACUUUUCUGUAUACACACCUGAGCUGCGAAGUUUCAAAGUGUUUGCCCUGAUACCAUUCGUGUGUCUGAGGUGGCCAUCACUAAUAUGUCCCUUUGGAUGUCCAUCCCUGGGUCAUCACUACCUACGUGUUUUUUGUUUUUUUUUUACCUACGUGUUCUUGUCUAACAUUAUCACCACUGAUUCCAAAGAGAUCCAUCCCAGUCGGGAAACCCCUUUCCAACACCUCUCUUGCUUGGCACUGACCUUGGACAAGUCAUGUGGCACCUUCCUAGGCUAGCAAGUAAUUGCAUGCAAGGACUCUUCUAGAUUUAAGUUACCAGGGCACCUCUACUCCCUCAGGCCCUAGGCUAUGUGCCUCAUUAUCAUUUGCUGUUUGGAUCCAUCCUAUCACGUCUCUGUUCUAAGCCCAAGAACGUUUGCGAUUGACCUGGCCUUGGAAAGACACACUAUUAUUUCCAUAGAAACUACAACUUCCAUCAGGCACUAUUUCAACGGAACAGGAAAGGAUCUGGGGCGUGGCCCUAAUGCCCUGGUAGUUUGGAAGACCAAACUACAACUCCCAAGAUAGCCAGGAGAUCUCUGCAGAGCCAAAGGAGAGACUGAACUCUGACUGGAGGCCGGGCAGGUCCGGAACCACCUCCAGAAAGGGGCGUGGUUGUAAUGUAGGGGCGUAGCCUUGUGAGCAGCAGGAAGAAGUUACCUGUUGAAUCUUCCUAUCCAUUUUCUUCUCAGACCUUGCAGCUACCCCUAAGAGGGAAGCCGCAAACCACUAUCCUCUUCCGAAAAAGAGACUAAAUUUAGAGCCCUUCAUCUGCAGACCCAUUGGCAGAUUGUGUCUUGGGCACCCUCUCGAUCUCAGGAAGAGAAAAGAACAGAGGGGCGAGUUUUCCACAGCAGAAGGAACAACGCUUCUGGGCUUCCCCCUGUACGUGUAUUUCCUAGCCCACAGACGAUAGAGCCAUAUGGCUUCUGCAGUCUGGGGGAACGCUCCCUGGUGGGGCCCACCGCCCCCAGCCCCAGCCCGGCCACUCACAGACAUCGACUUCUGCUCUGGAGCUCAGCUGCAAGAACUAACCCAGCUGAUCCAGGAGCUGGGUGUGCAGGAGAGCUGGAGUGAUGGGCCCAAGCCAGGACCAGAUCUCCUCCAGGCCAAGGAUUUUGUGUUCUCUUUGCUUGGUCUCAUUCACCGCAGGGACCCUCGUUUUCCUCCCCAGACAGAGCUCCUGCUGCUUCGUGGUGGGAUUCGAGAGGGCUCCCUGGAUUUGGGGCCUGCGCCUCUAGGUCCCUACACUCGGGGACCUCACUACGAUGCUGGCUUCACACUCCUGGUGCCCGUGUUUUCUCUAGAUGGCAUUGGGCAGGAGCUGCAACUGGACAUGAGAUCCUGUUACGCAUGGCUCUGCCUCCCAGAGCAGGUACGCGGAACCUCGGUCCGGGAAGCAUGGCAGGAUUGCCUAGGACCCCCAGUCCCAGGAGGACGUGAUUGGAUCCACCCAACUGAAAGCAGAGAAAGUCCCCGGGACCCGCAGAGCUCCGUGGACCAGCCACACGGUGACAUCACUGAGCCUGAGGCACACGAGUCUUUGGAAAAAUCACCUAGUAAUGUUUCAGUGCCAGAGUUAUCCCGGCAAAACCUAACCGAUAUUGAUUUUCCCUCACCAUCGGAAGAAACAAAUGAUGACGUAACCAAAGCAGCCGAUGUUAGCCCAGGGCCACAGCCGUCGGAGGCUCGGGAGACAUGGCCCACACUGUGCCCCGCCCAGGUGGCUGCUUGGUUCUUUACUUCGCUGGCUGCUGUCGCUGAGUCCCUGUUCCCGGUCCCGGGUGCCCCCCGCUUGGUCCACGCAGCCCGCCACGCAGGGUUCACUACCAUCCUCCUGGCUACGCCCGGGCCCCCGCGCCGCCUCCUGCUUUUCGACCUGAUCCCCGUGGUGUCUGUGGCCGGCUGGCCCCAGGGGGCUCGGAGCCACUCGUGGGCCGGCCCGCUGGCCUCGGAGUCGUCCUCCUUCUAUCUGGUGCCCGGCGGCGGCGGCCGAACCGAGCGGCCGGGCGCCUCCGGCUGGCAGCUCUGCUUCGCCCGCCAGGAGCUGGCGCUCAAGGCGCGCAUACCCGCUCCGCUGCUGCAAGCGCACGCGGCGGCCCAGGCGCUCCUGCGCCCGCUGGUGGCGGGGACCCGGGCCACGGCGCCCUACCUCCUGCGGACGUUGCUCUACUGGGCGUGCGAGCGGCUGCCCGCGCUCUAUCUGGCGCGACCCGAGAAUGCGGGCGCCUGCUGCCUCGGGCUGCUGGAUGAGCUGGGCCGAGUGCUCGAGGCAGGGACGCUGCCCCACUAUUUUCUGAGUGGCCAAAAGCUCCGUGCGGGGGACGGCGCCGCUUCGCUGCUCGGGGCGUUGGCCAUGCUUCGCGGGGACCCUGCUCGGGCCCUGCGCGCCGCUGUGGAGGAGGCCAAGGCUGCGCGUAAGGGGGGCGGCUUAGCCGGCGUGGGAGCCGGGUCCCAUUAAAAACGCUGUUCGUACUAACGUGGAAAGUGCUUCUGUUGGCCAGCGGGGUGUGGAGGGGACUGCUCUCCCUUCACCUGGGAGACAGGCUGAACCCCUUGGGCCCGAAGAACCCGCGUUCUAGAAGGCCUCCUGGCUGGUUCCUCCCCAUCCUCCCACCUUCCUCUCGCACCAUCCCUGGCACAGGUCGUUCCAUUCCGGCCUCUCCACCUUACACAUCUGUGGCCAGCACCCUUCUUGCCCUGGUGCAACCUCUGGCAUCCAUCUCCCCCCAGCGCUUAUGGUCUUUUCUCUUAGGGGUCAAUGAGGGUAAUAUAUUUGCUGAAAAAAGACGUGAAAAGGGGAGGUGUGGAGACCAGGGACUGACCAAUUUGGUUCACACAAAGGCAGAGAUAGUAAGGAGGCGGGAUUUAACCCCAGGCUAGUCCUCGCCGCCACCUCUAUCUUUUCAGUUACUCCCCCCAGUAGGGUCCCUUUCUCCAUUCUCAAGGCGUCCACCAUUCCAUCUACCUAAGCCCAAGCUCUCCCCUUGUGAAGAUUUGCCUUCUGUGGAGUCGCCUACUUGUCCCUCCUCCUCU